GAAAAUUGUUACAGCUGCUGCAGACCCUGUGUUGAUCAGAAGUUUCUUGCUGAUACAGCAGUGCCUUGGGAUUCCAGGUGCUGGAGUCAAGGAUGUUAAAGCUCUGGUGCUUGUUCAUUAUUCUGGUCUGUGGUAUCAGAGGCACUGCAGGCCUGCCUGGCAGGAGUGGAAAUGAAGAAGUUACAUUUGGUGGAGACAAAGCUGUAGCAGGGCUACCUAGUACAAAUGCAAGUCAAACAAGAGGAGUCAUGAGAGCUACAAGGAACAUAGACAGUUCACCUGACUACCCAGCUGUCUAUUCCACUGUCAUUGCCAGCAUCCGUGACACGGCAUUUAAUGACUAUCUCCAAUACUUACUAGCAGAUGUGAUCAAGGAUAUCUUGCCGCUGAACAUAAUGAAAUUACUCCCUAAAACAGUCACAGAUGUGAAUGAACUGCUAAAAGGCAGAGAUGAUCCAAACAUAAAUCUAACUGGAGACCUGAAAAGCCAUGGAGCUCAGCUUGGUAUACUCGCCUUAAUCCAGAGCAUCACCCACACUGUAGUGGGGAUUCUGGACUCUUUGGUGAAAAUCAGGAUUGAUAUAGUAUCCAAACCACUAUGGGAUGCCUCUAAGGACCAGAUAUUCAUUAUUGAAGACUCCAAGAUAAUUAUCAAAGACAUUCAGCUUGAAAAGCAAAAGAGCACAACUGAUCCUGCUGAGCAGGAAAUUCGGGCUGCCCUCUGGACAAUCAUGAUCGAUGUGAUUAACCGGUGCAUUCGACUGGUUGCUGACAUCCUCAAUACAUCAUUUUUGAGCACGAUGGUUUCUGCUGUCCCGGUUGGAACAUUUGGAAGUAUCCAGUACAAUCUACUGGGCUCCCCAUAUGUGACCGAUAGGUACUUUGAAAUACCUUAUCAAGAGGGAAGACCCAGUGUCACUCCACUGCUCAGUGCCAACUUCCAGCUAGCCGUGAGCAAGGACUUCAUCAGCAAUGGUAUAGCUGUUCUGACUGGUGCUGCCAGUGUCAAUGUCACAAACCAAGGAGGGAACCAGCUAAUGACAUUGAACCUGGCAGAUCUGAUUCCUGAGCUUUCUGAGCUCUUCCGAACUUCUAAGCCACUUGUGGUAAAAAUUAAGGGUAUGAACUCCCCACUGGUUUCUCUUGAGAAACAGAGCCCCAAGGUGCAGCAAACUCUGUCCAUUAAGAUCUUAGCACCCAGACAACUUGUUCUACAUGUGGAAGUUGCUGUUGUCUCUGGGAUCCAGUUUUCUCUUGUUGCUGGCAAGCUGCUGAUCUUUCUAUCCCAGAACAGCUUCAACAUAGUCCAGAAUAAGUCACCUAUUGGCUCCAUCAAUGCCCAGACCUUCCAUAGAUGGAUCAAGGACCUUCUCCAGGAUAGGUUCCUGCCAGCCAUGAAUGAUAUGCUCAGUGCAGGGAUCAUUCUUCCUUCUGUGCUAAACACCCAGUGGAGCAAGGUCAGCACUGCUGUUUACCAGGGUGGCCUUGUGAUUUCAAUGUGAUUGACAAAGCCAGCACUACUCUCAAGAAAGCUGAGCAGUCACAGCCUGACCACCAGAAGGAGAACACCAAGAGUGACAUGUUCCAAACCAUUAGACAGGAUUUUCCAGUUCGCUACAUUAAUCUCAUCCAUUCAUCGCCUUGCAGGCUUUUAUGUAUAGAAGAUAGGAGGCCUGAGAGCUCACUCCUACAGAGACCACAUUUCAUAUACCACUUCUAAUAAGUCACCUACAACUGAUCUGCCCUGAGUGAGGUCCCUGUCGGCAAGGGAGGGAUGUGCCUAAGUAUGAGACGGC
Alligator sinensis (Chinese alligator) is the source of this 1796-nucleotide messenger RNA. Its product is annotated as BPI fold-containing family B member 4-like. NCBI's taxonomy places the organism in Eukaryota, Metazoa, Chordata, Crocodylia, Alligatoridae. The record is from RefSeq and is a predicted model, not a curated record. Gene Ontology annotation, molecular function: lipid binding. The coding region runs from base 93 to 1502 and encodes 469 amino acids. The transcript is spliced from 17 exons.